AUAUUAUUGUAUAAUUUAUAAUAACAUAAUUGAAGUGUUAAAAAAUCGACUAGUUGUAGUAUUAGUUUUGAAUUUUCUUUGAUAUUUGUCUAGAUUUUUCACAAGUCACAACAAAAGUAAUUUCAUAAAAUUUGCACUCUGAUUGGUUAUACCAUUUUGAUUUUGGUUGAGAAGAACCUUUUAUGUAAUUAAGAGGAUUCUAUUUACAAUGGUUAAACCAAAACUAAUUAUGUGCGAUUUGAAGAACCAGUCACUCAGUACCAAGUACCAACCGGUUUAAUAAGUAUAUGUGGGAAUGGGCCUGCUGUACUCAGAAUUGUCGGACUUGAUCCAUGUAAUAUUUACCCUUUUGGGCUUUUAAUGAAAAGAGACGACAAGAGAGAGUAUAUGUGGGGGACAUUUGAGAGUAUCGGCUGAUUGCAGAACCGAACCGGUCGGUCUGGUCCGUAUUUGGAACAGAGAACUUAGAGCAUGUGCAUCAGUGAAACCCAUGAAAGGGGUUCACAAAGUAUUUUUUUAUUAUUUUUUUUUACUGUUUGAUUUUUGUUUUUAAAAAAAAAAAAAAUUUAAUUAAUCGGACCAAUCGCGGGCCGCCACGUAUCGUGGGACCCGCGCUACAGUGAUGAAUCAGGUUCACUGGAAAGAGCUUGGGAGAGACAGGUUCAUUACUAUUCAUUAUUAUAAUAUUUUUUUUUUUUGGAAAUCUGUGUGAACCCCCAUAAGUUCACUAAUGGGGGUGCUCUUAAAUGGUAUAUUUUACAUGGCUGAAACGGAAACACGUAUUUACGUGACAACUACAAUAUCCACGCGCCACAUUUUUGAAAAUUGAAAACCUUAAUCUUUGCCCAAAAAAAAACAAUUUAUAUCCAAUUUCUUUUCACUACUGUCCCACAAACACAUCAAUUCUAACUAAUGUAUCAGUUAUACAAAUCCUUCAAUUCUAGUGAAGUUCUAUAUAUCAAUUGAAUAAACCAUGUUCAGUUUUAGUGGAAUAAGAAGAGGAAAAUAUUAAGAGGGCCAUGAUGAUGAUCUUAUAAUAUAAAUGAAUUUUUAUAAAUGACCCCCAAAAUUAUAAAUAAUAUUGUAACUAUAUACAUAAAGCAUAGUAAUUUCUUUUGUCACUCAAACUUUCAAUAUUAUUGACAACUUAUUCUAUUAUUUUAUUUCAUUUUAUUUUGUUAGUGACCUCAUCUUAUAUUUCUUUUCAAAAGAAUUAUUUUAGCUGUAUCAGUUUAACUUUUAAAAUAAAACUUUUUAAAUAUUUCUGUGAUAGUAUUUAAUUUAAAUAUAUUAAUUUAUUUGCCCCCACUAAAAUUAUUUCCUAGAUCCACCACUAAGUGAAGUCCUAUAUAUCAAUUAAAUAAACCAUGUUUAGUUUUUAGCGGAAUAGUAAGAUGAGGGAAAUAUUAAGAGGGCCAUGAUCUUAUAACAUAAAUGAAAUUUUAUAAAUGACCCCCAAAAUUAUAAAUAAUGUUGUAACUAUUUAAGAGUAGAGGAAAUUUAUGGGAAGAAAAAAUGAUGGCAUUUAUAGGAAAAUCAAAUGAAUAUAGAUUUGGUGCAUGAAAAUGUCUCUUAAUAAACCAAAUGAGAACAUGCAUAGGAAAAUCAAAUGAAAAAGAUUUGAAGCAUAAAGGUAUAUCUCUUAAUAAAGAAAAUGAGGCAUGACCAAAAAAUAAAUUCACCAUUUCACUGGAUUUCUUUUCUAAACUCCACCUAUAUUUUCAUCUCCUACCACCUAUAUAUCCACAUGCUCUCAAAAGCAAAGAUAAACAUUAAAAAAUCAUCUCUGCUAUUAACAUUUUUUACCAAAAAAAUUUCAUCUCUGCUUAGUGAAAAAAAUGUUCAUGGAUUCCUCAUCUUCUUCAUCCUCACUACCCAUCACGAGAGAAGAGUUCAAUGCUUUCCACAGUUUUGACAGAGCGCUUUUCACUCGUAUUGUCGUAAGUCUAAAAGAAGACAUUACCCAGUCUUUUCAGGUCAUGUCCUUUCUAAUCUAUCUCGAUAGAAGUGUUUGCGGGAGCAAACUAAUCAGCAAUCUUGUUUCUUUACCUGACCAUUCCAUCAACGCCGUCGUUGACGAGGUCCAGAUAUGUCGACGUUGCUUGUCCUACACACAUUUCCCAACGUUCCUGGCCAGCAUGGGGAGCAUCAACGCCGCAUCCAUACCUUGGAUCAGGCGUAUGACCAGAGAGAAGUUGACUCUCGCAGUCAUCCACCUGAAUCGCAACGAAAUUAUUCUUGAAAUGACAGAUAUUUUAAACACUAUAUGCUACCCAGCUUUUGAGGAUAUAUGCGUGCUCUUUGAGACGCACAAGGAGAGGAAGUUUAUUCAGUUCUUGUGUGGUCAACAAGGAACAAGUAAUCGUGUAGCAGCAGGAACAAGCAACGUUGAGGGUCAGCACGUAAGGGCAGAUGAGAGGACUGUCUUCCUCAAAUUUUCUAAAGGAUACCCGAUCUCUGAAGCAGAAGUGCAUGACUACUUCACCAGGAGAUUUGGAGAUAUUGUAGAAGCAAUACACAUGGGUGGAGGGAAAAGGAAGGACCAAGCGAUGUAUGCAUGCAUGGUGUUACGUUCUGCCGCCAAGAUUCCAGAGAUUGUAAGCGAUGGGCUUGACAGGACCAAAUUCACCAUUAAUGGAAAAUAUUUCUGGGCUCGAAGAUUCAUUCCCAAUCGCAAAAUCCGUUAAAUAAUCUUCUUAUUUGAUCUUGAGGAGUUCCAAGGGCAUAUGCAUGUGCCCUCCUCUUUAAAUAAAUUUGGGACCUAUUUUAUUUUGGAUGGGGGACUUUUAUUUGGUUGGUGAUUGAUAUUUAUCUCAAAACUAUUUAGCAUGGA
Molecule: messenger RNA, 2833 nt
Organism: Brassica rapa (field mustard)
Lineage: Eukaryota; Viridiplantae; Streptophyta; Magnoliopsida; Brassicales; Brassicaceae
Source: RefSeq, a predicted model, not a curated record